AUGGAAGGAAUGGCAUCAAUAGCGUUGUUACUAGAUGGCAGCCAUACGGAGGUCAACAUUCUUUUCUCCACAAAUUUCUGCCCUUGGGUAAGAAGUGUGAAGGUUAUCAAUGUUUCCUUAAGUGCUUCCGAGCAAGACAUCAAGGAAUUCUUUUCGUUUUCUGGUGAUAUUGAAUAUAUUGAGAUGAAAAGAAAUGCAUUCGUCACUUUCAAGGAGCCUCAAGGUGCAGAGACUGCAGUUCUACUCUCGGGAGCAACUAUAGUUGACCAAUCUGUUACCAUUGUUCUUGCACCAGAGUACACUCUCCCUCCUUUUACAACUACACUUUCAGAUCAACAAAACACCGCAACAGGGGGGCAAGGUGUGGGAGGUGCUGAAUCUGCUAUUCAAAAAGCAGAAGAUGUCGUGAGCAGUAUGUUGGCAAAAGGUUUCAUACUGGGAAAAGAUGCAGUAAACAAAGCCAAAAUGUUUGAUGAGAAAGUCCAGUUUACAUCAACAGCUGCAGCAAAAGCAGCUACAAUAGACCAGAAGAUUGGUCUAACUGAGAAAAUCAACCUGGGGACAACAUUAGUGAAUGAGAAAGUGAAAGAGAUGGAUCAGAAGUUUCAGGUGUCUGAAAAGACAAAAACGGCCUUUGCGACUGCAGAGCAGACUGUAAGUGUUGCGGGAUCUGCCCUUAUGAAGAACCGGUAUGUGCUGACUGGGACCGCCUGGGUCGCCGGAGCUUUCAGCAGGGUGACGAAAGCCGCCGGAGAAGUGGGACAGAAGACCAUGGAGAAGGUGGCGGUGGAAGAACAGGCGGCUGGAACGGGAACCACCAGGACUACUCAUCAAGAACCACCGCCUACUUCUACACACCCUGCUACUAGUUGAACAAGAGCACCACAUGAUCAGGUCUUGUUGCUUCAGUCAAGUGUUAGGCUGUAGAUUAUGCAGGAUUUAUGGAUUUUAUUAUUAUGAA
Messenger RNA from Lactuca sativa (garden lettuce), 961 nucleotides. NCBI's taxonomy places the organism in Eukaryota, Viridiplantae, Streptophyta, Magnoliopsida, Asterales, Asteraceae. The record is from RefSeq and is a predicted model, not a curated record.